Messenger RNA from Melitaea cinxia (Glanville fritillary), 1047 nucleotides. RefSeq lists its product as uncharacterized. The transcript has a single exon. Gene Ontology annotation, biological process: DNA integration. The record is from RefSeq and is a predicted model, not a curated record. Lineage: Eukaryota; Metazoa; Arthropoda; Insecta; Lepidoptera; Nymphalidae. The coding region runs from base 1 to 1047 and encodes 348 amino acids. Gene Ontology annotation, molecular function: nucleic acid binding.
AUGGGCAAUUUACCUGAGCAGCGCCUCCAGCCUGGCUACCCGUUUUAUACUACAGGAAUGGACUAUGCGGGUCCCCUAAUAGCACUUAAUAAAAGAGGUCGCGGUAGCAAGACCGAAAAAGUGUACAUUGCCAUAUUUAUCUGCUUCGCCACCAAAUGCGUUCAUCUCGAACUCGUUAGCUCCUUAAGUACAGACUCUUUCUUAGCCACGCUAAAUCGCUUCAUUGGUAGGCGCUCGAGACCAGCUACCAUAUUUUCUGAUAAUGGAACUCAAUUCGUCGGUGCCCGAAAUGAACUUUAUAAGUUCCUCAACCAAAACGCAAGUUCUAUUGUACGUGAAAUGUCAAAUGAGAGAAUAGACUUUAAAUUCAUACCAGCAUACGCUGCUCAUAUGGCUGGUUUUUGGGAAGCAAACAUUAAAUGUUUAAAAUCACAUUUGCAUCGUGUGUUAGGGAACGCUCAUUUAGUUUUUGAGGACCUUUACACUGUCCUAGUCCAAAUUGAGGCGAUACUCAAUUCACGUCCCCUGACACCGCUGUCGACUGACCCAACUGACUUGACGCCAUUGACUCCAGGGCACUUCUUGGUAGGACGACCGAUGACCGCUUUGCCUACACCUGCGCUUGUAAAUGUCAACACAAAUAGGCUGACGCAAUAUGAAAGACUCGAGCAGCUACGUCAACACUUCUGGGCCAGGUGGCACAAAGAAUGCAUUGCUGAACUUCAGCAACGCACUAAAUGGCGCACCUCUAAGGGACAGCAAUUACAAAAGGGAGCUUUAGUCCUGAUUAAAGAAGAAGGUCUUCCGCCUAUGAAGUGGCGUUUGGGACGCAUUGUUGAGGUGUAUCCUGGAACUGAUGGGUGCGUCAGGGUCGCAGACGUUAAAACCGCACGCGGGGUGAUUCGCAGAGGCUUUAACCGUAUCUGCCCGUUACCAGUCAACGACGAAGGGUUGAAAGACAAGCCUUUCAACGCCGGGGGGCAUGUUAAGAAUUCAACGGAACCUUCCCCCACCGCGCCGGCGACUGCGGGUAGCUUGGAAAAUUAG